Molecule: messenger RNA, 1944 nt
Organism: Aspergillus aculeatus ATCC 16872
Lineage: Eukaryota; Fungi; Ascomycota; Eurotiomycetes; Eurotiales; Aspergillaceae
Exons: 2
Source: RefSeq, a predicted model, not a curated record
AUGUCCGCGACGCCUCGCAAGCCCAGUAUUCCGGGCAGUGCCAGUGCCACCAAAUCUUCGACUACUGAAAAUCAGGCAGUCAAUGGAGCACCUUCUAGAACCCAUUCUCGCUCUCCAAGCACGACAACAAAUGGUGUCACUCGUUCUCCUUCCCUGCGCUCGUCUACGCCUGUCUCUGCGCGCGCUGCAGCCCGGAAGCCAGGUCGCUCCAACCUAAGCACGUCAAGUGCCCCCAAGAUCUCACCAAGCCCCUCCGAGGAGGAGGCACGAGCCCAGAAUGCGGCACUGAUUGAUGACCUGAAGGAACAGCUGCAGAAGGCCGAAACGGCCUCCGAACAAUAUCAGAAGCAAUUAGGUGUCCUCCAAAUGCGACUUGACGAGGCAAUCAGCGAGCAAGGCAAAUUGGAAGACCAGGCGCACGAGAAGGACAGCAAGCUCGAUGCGCUCAACGGCGAAAUUCGGGACCAUGUGCGCCAGAUUCGCGAUAUGGAGCAGGCUCAUGAACAAGAGCGGAAUGCCAUGCUGCAGGAGAAGGAGCAACAAACAAGCCGGGAAGAGGAGAUGCAAGCGACUAUUCAGCGCCUGAAGGAGUCGUUGGCUCAGAAAGAGCGGAUCAACUCCGAUGCAGACAAGAACAUGUCUCGCUCAUCGAGUUUCCGUAAUCGGUCGUCUCCCGAUCUCGACGGACAGUUUGCGCCCUCUUCUCAAAUCGAGCGGAGCCCCUCGCGAAACAACUCGAAUUUGCUGCUGCAGAAGGAUAAGCUGAUCGAAUCCCUUAGACUCGAAUUGGCCGAGUCUCAGAUCAAGCUUGUGGAGAUGGAGAACCAAGGCGGCGGCCGACAGCGGGAACUCGAGAAGGAGCUUCUGGAAGCUCGCAUGGCCAACGCUCGCUUGAUGGAGGACAAUGAGAGUUACCAGUUGCUUCUGAGUGAGCGAACCUUGAAUGGCGAUUUUACAAAGGGUGAUUUCAUGCGUGAAGUCCAUCCUGACACUGCAGACGAGACCAAGGACGCGGGCAGCGGUUUGGGUUCGCUGGCUGAUGAGCUUGAGUCUGUAGAUGCAAGAGCUGAAACGGACAACACGCGCAAGCUCGAGGCCGAAGUCAAGGCGCUCAAGGACCAGAAUAAGGCCUUGACUCUGUACAUCGAGCGGAUCAUCAGCCGCCUCCUGCAGCAUGACGGGUUCGAGACUAUACUCGACAAGAACGAGAACGAUCCGCCCGCCAAGCGACUUCCUGUUGGGCACAACAAGGAUCUGCCUCCCACUCCUCUGGAGAAAGAGGAUCCUUCCUCGCAGACCUUCCUCCAGCGGGCUAAAUCGGUUGUCGCGGGCGGACCGAACUCCAACGUUCCUCGUCCUCAGACCCAGCCCCGAUCACGCCCCACCAGCUAUAUGCCACCUCCGACCAGUGUGCCCACCGCCCACGAAAACCCGGAGACGGCCCCUAGCAUCCCUCUGCGUGCCCAGUCAAUUCGGGGUCACCGCCGGACUAGAUCCGAGCAAACCGAUGUCAAUGUUGCAGCAGUGGUUGGACAGAUGUAUCGGGGCCGGAACUCGGGUGGCCCUAUCAGCCCUACCUUGAUGGGUCCUGGGUCACGCCAGAGCGCUUUCUCUAACGCAAGCUACAUGUCCAGCAUGAGUGCUAGCCGUGCGCCUUCGCUUUCAAGCCAGCCCGAGCAUAGUCGCUUGAGCAGCUCAGAUAGUAUCACUAGCGACCAUGCCGCGGAGACCGCUUCCACGGGCGCUACCUCCAGCUCUCCGCGCUCCAGCAACGGUAUGACUAACUACACGGGCGCCGUAAUGACGCAGAACAAGUUGCGUCCGUUGCGUCUCGUCAGCGAAACCACGAGACUGGCAGAGGAGGAGGAGGCUGCUCGGAAGAAGGCCAACCGCGGAAGCUGGAUCCCUUGGUUCAACCGCCCGCCUACCAGCGGCGAAAGCCAA